Oryzias latipes (Japanese medaka) is the source of this 2787-nucleotide messenger RNA. RefSeq names its product claudin-4. The record is from RefSeq and is a predicted model, not a curated record. Gene Ontology annotation, cellular component: membrane; bicellular tight junction. Gene Ontology annotation, molecular function: structural molecule activity. Lineage: Eukaryota; Metazoa; Chordata; Actinopteri; Beloniformes; Adrianichthyidae.
AAAAGGUUAUUUUAUUUUGAAACAUCUUGUUUGCAUAUAAGUUGGCAUGAACAGUCAAUAAACAUAUAAAAACGAUAAGCCACAUGAGUUCAGACUGAUGCUCAGUACUUUAGUACUUCUGUUCCUUCGUACUAUUUCACUUUUCAUCUUUACUUCUUCUUUACCAAUUGGGAGCAGGAUGGGGGGGCUUGGGCUAAAAAUGGGUCGAUUGUCCUCUGCUGGUCCAGAAAUGUUGGGCAGAUCCGGUUACACCAAACCCAUAAUUAGGAGUCAGGUUGGUUUUGAGGUUUGCCGUGUGUCAUGAGGCGCUCUACAGAAACUCAGAGGAGCGUCAUCGAUCUACCUGGGCAUUUCUUUGUUUGUUUUUUAACUUGGGGUUACAUUUAUGCCCCCCCCACCACCCCCACCUGUUGAGGUUUGCGGCUCAUUUUUUGCGGUUGGUUGUUGAUUCGGCGUUCCCCUCUGUGGAUGCUGCAGACGCUCGUGUGGUUAAAUCCUACACUUCCUGACAUUCCAAACUGUCCUGUGAUGUUCAACAUCAUUUUAACCUGAGAUGUCAGCCUCCGAAUCUCUUCAUGAUUCUUUCACUUCUACUUGAGACAAAUUCCAGAAACGAAAAUGUUGUAUUAUUAAAGGUUUUUGCGUUGAGCGGUUUGUUGAUGUGAUUUGGACUUCAGGGCCUCCGUAGAGACAGAUUGUUGUCGCGAUGCUCCGUUUGGAAGCAGAUCUUUUCCAGCAGAUGAGGCCACCUCACGCUGACUCCACCUUCAGUGCUCUUAGCUGUAUAAAGAAGGUAGAUCUCCCUCUCUUUUGCUGUGGCUGUAAGUCUUACCGAGGGCUUUGAGAUCCGAUACCCCCUUCGUCCCGAGAGCUUGAGUCUGCGGACACAGAAGGCCCUCUGUCCCUCUCAGCCCUGGAACAAGACAACUCCGUUCUGCUCCUUCGGACAUGUCCUCUGCAGGCGUGGAGAUCCUCGGGAUGAUCCUGGCGGUGGCGGGCUGGCUGGGGGUGAUGGUGGCCUGCGGCCUGCCCAUGUGGAGGGUGACGGCCUACAUCGGGCAGAACAUCGUCAUCUCUCAGGUCAUCUGGGAAGGCUUGUGGAUGAACUGUUCGGUGCAGAGCACGGGCCAGAUGCACUGCAAGGUGCACGAGUCCAUGCUGGGGCUGCCGGUGGACCUGCAGGCAGCGCGGGCGCUGGUCAUUGUCUCCAUGGUGCUGAGCAUCGCGGGCAUCGGUCUGUCCGUGGCCGGGGCCAAGUGCACCAACUGCAGUGGGGACGAGAGCAGGAAGCCCCGCCUUGUGGGGGCCGCUGGGGUGACCUUCAUGGUGGCGGGGCUGCUUAUGCUGGUAGCCGUGUCCUGGACCGCCCACGCCAUCGUCCAGGGCUUCUACGACCCGCUGUUGCAGGAGACAUCCAAAAGGGAGUUCGGGAACGCGCUGUACUUUGGUUGGGCCGCCUCCUGUUUGCUCAUUGUUGGGGGGGCCCUGCUUUGCUGCUCCUGUCCUUCGAGACCAGCUGCGGCCCCCAGUGGUGGAGCCUCUGCCCCCUCCAGGGUGAACUACUCUGCAGUCAAAGCCAUGUCGACCAGCGGGUACACCCGAAGAGACUACGUUUGAGCGCACCGGGACUCCCAAGUCGUUGAGCUUUUCAUUGUGACCACUUUCUGAAACAGUUUUUAACCUUUUUUAAAUGGAAACACAAUUCAUGAGUACAAUAAAGGUUUUCUUAAAAAGAAAAAACUAAGUUAAUGUGAUUUAUUCCAAGUACAUCAAUGAACAACUUUCUUAUAACUAAAUAAAAGAUGUAUCAGAUGUUUGCUCUCCGGUACGGACAAACGCUAGCUGUGGACUUCAUUGAUGAAAGAGGCUGUUGUGCUAAACGAAGGGAUCUCAUUUCAGCCCAAAAACAGCAACAAUGAGCGACUUGUUUCCACAUAGGAGCUCAUGCCUUUCUGCCAUUACAACCUGUCAGAUAAAAGUCUCCAUCUGCCUGGAGACGUCCAAACGAAGACACAAAGACUCCAUUGAUCACUGCAUUCGGUUUUGCUCCUCUGAGGUUGAACGUUUGCAAAAGUGUCCACGAAAAGACAGCGAGCAGCGACAACAAAAACCAGGAAGAAGGAAAACCGAGUUCCUGUCGAAACUCCUGAGUCUCUGCCGAAAGUCUGUUUGGUCCGCGGCGUUAAUCAGGAGGGAAACUGAUAAGACCUGCCCCCCCCCCCCACUUUGAGCACACAACCGUAUCAGCUCUCUGAACGCACAGGCCCCGACUCCACAAGCAAGACUCAUUACUCUGUCCUCAGAGACCUUUUUAAAUGGCGAAGGCCACAUCCACUACCUCCAUCUUGGUGUCAUUACCAACCAUGAGGUUGUUUACCAUCAUUUCCAUGAAAAAAAAUCUGAAGAUGGAGGACAAAUGUUUGCUGCUUUUGAGUGUCCUCAGGUUCCUGGAAAGCUCAAGCUAAUUUUCAACCGACCAACAUCCAUCAUCCCACAGGGCGAGCUGUUUGACGGUUCUAAGUGGGCUGACUUUCUUCAGACGAUCCCUCAUCCAACAAACAUGCAACACCUUCAGAUCUUUCUGAUAUUUCUUCUAAGCUCACUGUGCUUUUCAAGACAUCGUCAUGCUUUGUAAAAUGUGUAAAACUGGUGACUUGAUUGGUAUUUUCAAGAAUUGUACUAACCGACCAAAAUAACUCCAUGAAGAGGACUAAUUCAGGAUGUUAUAUAAGAUGCAGAAAGAGCAAGGAAAGAAAGUCUCGUCUUGUCUAACUCAGCUUCAGGAUC